CCAUUUUGAAAAAAAAUCUUUGGGGAAAAGGGCAAGAGAUAGUGGAUGCAAAACAUUUAAUGUCUUCACAGAAGAAAAUCUCACUGAUGGAUAAACAAAGAAAAAAGGAGAAAGCUUGAAAAAAUACACAUGGAUAAAAACGUUCAAGUCAAAACAGAAUAAAAAAGCAAACUGCUACUAGAGAUUGAAAUUUCAUUUAAGAAGAGCGAAUGAGAAAGAAACAGCAGGCAAAUUUUAUGGAGUAAGAAAAUCUAAAAUUAUUUUUAUAUCAAUUUAUAAAUUGAAGAUGUAAUGUUACUUCAGUGAAAGAUUGAAGUUACUCUUCAAACUUUUCCAAGGAGAACUGAAUGAAAAAAUUAUUUACUUGUUUUCCAAGGCAUAUGAAGAUUCAUAAUUUUUAAAAAAUGGGUAAUCACACAUCAGUAUUUCUUCUCUUGGAAUUCUCAAGCAUUCGGGAGCAACAAUUUAUCUAUAUGGCUUUAUUCCUGAUACUUUAUGGAAUGACAGUAAUAGGGAAUGUUCUUGUUAUCAGUGCAAUCACUGCUAACUACCAUCUUCACACUCCAAUGUAUUUCUUUGUAAUGAAUUUAGCUAUUCAAGAUGUUGGUUCUGUUUCAAUCAUUAUCCCCAAAGCUGUUUUUAAUCUUGUUAUGAAUAUAAGGUAUAUUUCUUAUUCUGGUUGCAUUGCUCAAGUCUUCUUGUUUAUUUUCUUCCUGAGUUCUGAUGUAGCCUUCCUUACAGUCAUGGCAUAUGAUCGGCAUGUUGCUAUUUGCAACCCUUUACAAUAUGAAAUGAUAAUGAAUAGGAAUGCCUGCAUCACAAUGGUUGGCAGUGUGUGGAUUGCCAGUUUUCUCAAUGCUGUGCUAAACACCUCUGAAACAUUCACUACUCCUUUCUGCUCUAAUAUUAUCAAUCAGUUCUAUUGUGAAAUUCCAUAUUUACUUAAGAUUGCCUGCUCUGAUUCAUACAUAAAUGAAAUUGGAGUUCUAAUGUUCAGCUCUAUAUUAGGUUUUGGAUGUUUCAUCUUCAUUAUUGUUACUUAUGUGAAGAUCUUCUCUGCUGUUCUAAAAAUCCCUUCAGUUCAAGGAAGGAAAAAGGCCUUCUCCACUUGCCUUCCACACCUCACUGUCUUUUCCAUAUUUUUGUUUACUGCCUACUUUGCUUAUCUAAGGCCCAUAUCUGACAAUCCUUCACAUCUUGAUUUUGUAAUUACAAUAAUGUAUUCUGUUUUCCCCUCCUUACUAAAUCCAUUAAUCUACAGUAUGAGAAACAAGGACAUCAGAAUUGCUCUUUCAAAAUUUCUUAGCCUGAGAGCAUUUCUUUUUAAAAAACUAUAAACUGAAAACCUUUGUCUGCUAUUUCAAUUUUAGACAUAGUUCUUAAGACUAAAUACAAAUGACUAAAAGAUAAUAAAAUGUAACUGGAUUAUACUGCAAGUUUUUUGACAUCUAUUUUAAAAGAAAUAUCUGAAAAAUAUAUAUGUUUAAAGAAAGUUCAAAUAAAGUUUAUUUAUACCUACAUUUGAUUUUUAGUCAAUUCCAAGAUUGCAUGGAAGACAGCAAUAGCACUUAGUCUUAUACAUUGCUUCACAGUGCUAUAUAGCCCUCUCUAAGAGGUUUUACAGAGUCAGCAUAUUGCCCCCAACAAUCUGGGUUCUCAUUUUACUGACCUUGGAAGGAUAGAAAGCUGAGUCAACCUUGAGCCAGUAAGAAUCGAACUGGAAGUACAGGCAGCCAGCAGUCAGCUGAAUUAGCCUGCAGUACCGCAUUCUAACAAUUGUGCCACUACAACUCAUAUGUAUGUAAUGGGGAUGUAUGUAAUUGGGAUGCCUAUGUGAAAUGCUUCAUUGAUGAUAAGCAUAAUGUUAGAAAAUACAUUUCUUUGAGAAAGUGAAUUGGAAUUCCAAAAGUAGUUAAAAGAAACUUCAUUUUCAAAUAGGGCAUGCAUACUGGGGGGGGAGUGUUUCAUUGAACAGAUAUUUUUGCAACAAAAUUGCAGUACAUUAAUUAUAUUCUGUAUAGAUGUGUGUUUCUAUAAAGAUAUAAUUUCUGAAGCAUUUGUCCUUAUUGAUGUAGAUGUGGCACAAAACUGUAUUGUAUUUGCUUUCAGUUCAAUUCUAAGAUUAAAUAUAAUAAUUCUGGCCUUUUCUACGU
Messenger RNA from Crotalus tigris (Tiger rattlesnake), 2153 nucleotides. Its product is annotated as olfactory receptor 14A16-like. Lineage: Eukaryota; Metazoa; Chordata; Lepidosauria; Squamata; Viperidae. The record is from RefSeq and is a predicted model, not a curated record. Gene Ontology annotation, molecular function: olfactory receptor activity; G protein-coupled receptor activity. Gene Ontology annotation, cellular component: membrane. Gene Ontology annotation, biological process: G protein-coupled receptor signaling pathway. The coding region runs from base 405 to 1337 and encodes 310 amino acids. The transcript has 2 exons.